Molecule: messenger RNA, 1417 nt
Organism: Helicoverpa armigera (cotton bollworm)
Lineage: Eukaryota; Metazoa; Arthropoda; Insecta; Lepidoptera; Noctuidae
Gene: Spf45
Product: splicing factor 45
Exons: 7
Coding region: 212-1396 (394 amino acids)
Biological process (GO): alternative mRNA splicing, via spliceosome; mRNA cis splicing, via spliceosome
Cellular component (GO): precatalytic spliceosome
Molecular function (GO): RNA binding
Source: RefSeq, a predicted model, not a curated record
GUUUGUUUGACAUUUGACAUUACAUGUCAAAAUUGUUGAAUAAGCUCGGUGAACAAAAAAAUAACAUUAUUCAAUUUCAAUAAAUAAUUGAUUAGGAUUACAGUCCAUACAAGCAAGAUAUCAUCGACUGUCUUUGAUACGUUGUAGUUUUAGAUAGGGGUACUUAUGUCUCGUUUGUAAGUUAUAUUGUAUCAAAAUAAUAUAGGCAAGGAUGUCGCUGUACGACGAUCUUGAUACAAUCAAAGCUCGUACCACCGAAAAGGUUGCUGGAUGGUCUUCUGGUAUCAAGUUAUUACAGUCUCAAUUGCAAUUAAAAAAAGCAGCAGUUACCCAGCCCAAGCGCGAGGCUUUACGGCGUUCCACGCAGGUUCUGACUCCUGUGAUAGAUUUGAAAAGUAAACCAAAAGAUGAUGACGAAUCUAACUCCAACAGUCCCAAGAGUCAAGGCAAAACAUUGACAGCAUCACUGAAUGUUCGUGAUUUUGAUUGGAAUGUGGCUAAUGAAUAUGACCCCAUGUGGCCUAAUGACUAUGAAAAAGUUGCCAAAGAAAUACAGGCAAAGAGAUUGCAGCUUGAUGGAGACCGAGGUGAUCGAUCAGAACGGAAACGAAAAAGCAGAUUUGGGGAUGAAGAAGAUAUUAUACCAGAAAAAACGAUGGUGGCUAUGCAACCAGAAGAAGAAGAAGCAGAGGAGAUAUCAAAGCGGUCAGCAGGUGCUGCGAUAGCGCCGCCCCCUUCACUCACAGUGGAGACACCUUCCCCUCCCCCCAUGCCACCGAGCAUGCCCACACCUCCCCCAUCAGUUGGCUUCUCUAUCGGUGGAUAUGGCGCAAGCUCUGUUGCUGCUAAAAUUAUGGCUAAAUAUGGUUUCAAGGAAGGUCAAGGUUUGGGUAAAAAAGAACAAGGAAUGUCAGUGGCUCUGCAAGUUGAAAAGACUUCCAAACGUGGGGGUCGCAUUAUUCAUGAGAAAGAUGGUGGCAACGUUAUGCCCCCUCCUGGAUUCGCCAUGCCCUCCCUGCCAGGUCCAGAUUCACCAAAUGCAUCUAAUUCUCCACAUUCACUCAACCGGGAGCCUUCUAUCACAGAGAUAAUGAAGUCACCCAGCAAAGUAGUGUUAUUAAGAAAUAUGGUUGGACCAGGAGACGUAGAUGAAGAAUUAGAACCUGAAGUCAAAGAUGAAUGUAACACAAAAUAUGGAGAUGUUAUAAAAGUGUUAAUAUUUGAAAUGCCCAAUGCUCCAUCAGAUGAAGCAGUCAGAAUUUUUGUUGAAUUCAAAAGAAUCGAAAGUGCUAUCAAAGCAGUUGUUGACUUGAAUGGGAGAUUUUUUGGUGGCAGACAAGUUAAAGCAGGAUUUUAUGACGUAGAAAAAUUCGCCUCCCUGCAGCUGACUGAAUAAUAAUUUACUGUAGUAAAUAAA